AUGUCGUACGCAGACGUUGCUGCUAAGGGACCAAAGCAGAGCCCUGAAGAGCAGCGUCGUGCUCCCGCCCCACCUGAGAUCCAGCACACCGAUGACAGCGUUUCCUCGCUCGUAGAUGUUGACAGCCCACAUAUCUCCUCUGUUCCCUCGGACUACGAGUCACAAUCUAUCAAGACCGACACGCAGGCUGAGCGCAUGAAGCGUGAGGAGGAAGUGAAGCAGGAGGCCGAGAAAUUGAAGGAGACGGCUGAGAAGAAGAAGGAGGCUGCAAAGGACAAGAUCAAGAAGAACGCAGACAACCCGGUUGUGUUAAGCAAUGCUAUUGGUCUUGCUGUUGUUUCUGCUGUUCUAGGAGUUGGCGCGUACCGAAAGUACAGCCAGGGCCAGUUGACAGGCAAGCUCGUUGCUGCUUGGGCUGGUGUUAUCGGACUGUUCGGUGUUGGAGACUAUUUCGUCAGCCAAUACUUCUUCAAGCGCAACCCACCGAAAUAG
Molecule: messenger RNA, 492 nt
Organism: Plenodomus lingam JN3
Lineage: Eukaryota; Fungi; Ascomycota; Dothideomycetes; Pleosporales; Leptosphaeriaceae
Source: RefSeq, a predicted model, not a curated record